Molecule: messenger RNA, 1480 nt
Organism: Pogonomyrmex barbatus (red harvester ant)
Lineage: Eukaryota; Metazoa; Arthropoda; Insecta; Hymenoptera; Formicidae
Gene: Ogg1
Product: 8-oxoguanine DNA glycosylase
Biological process (GO): base-excision repair; base-excision repair, AP site formation; nucleotide-excision repair
Cellular component (GO): nucleus
Molecular function (GO): 8-oxo-7,8-dihydroguanine DNA N-glycosylase activity; damaged DNA binding
Source: RefSeq, a predicted model, not a curated record
AAAGUCUAUCUUGUUUCGAUAUAAAAUUUUAUAACGCAGUCUCCGCAUGGUACGAUAUCUAAAAAUAUUAGAAAGAAACACAAAGUCAGCAAUAAAAUGUCAAUUAUCUAAAUGACUAAGCUCGCGCGAGGUUAUUUAAGGAUGCGUAAUUACUCACACGAGACGAGAAUGAAGCAAGGCAGUAUCCCUUGUUUACGCACAGAAUUGAAUCUUGCUCUUACGUUGCAUGGUGGUCAAAGUUUCAGAUGGACAAAUUAUGACACUGGAUAUAGAGGUAUCUUUGACGGAUGUAUUUGGACUUUGUCUCAAGAUGAAACCCAUCUGUCAUAUACUGUACAAGGACAAUUGAAAGAUUCUGUAAAUUAUGAUAAUGUUCUAUCUGAAUAUUUUAGACUGUCGAUAUCAUUACAGGAACAUUAUAAAGAAUGGGCUAGAACAGAUACACAUUUUCAAGAGUGUUUAGAUGAAAAUAUUGUUGUUCGAAUAUUGAAGCAAGAUAUUGUAGAGAAUUUAUUCUCAUUUAUCUGUAGCUCUAAUAACAAUAUAUCAAGGAUAUCAAGUAUGGUUGAAAAAUUAUGUUCAUUAUUUGGUCGCAAAAUAUGCUUGAUUGAAGAUAAAGAAUAUUACGAUUUUCCAACAAUAGAAACUUUAAAAGAAAAAAAUGUAGAAAAUAUAUUAAAAAGAGAGAAAUUUGGUUAUCGUGCUGCAUAUAUAGUUAAUACGGCAGAGCGUUUGUCAGAAUUGGGUGGGAAGGAUUGGCUCCUACGUCUACAGAAGGAAAAUAAUAUUUCUUACCAAGUUGCUAGAGAACAACUGAUGACUCUGCCAGGAAUUGGUCCCAAAGUUGCCGAUUGUAUAUGUUUAAUGUCAUUAGGUUACUUAGAUGCUAUACCUGUUGAUACUCAUAUUUUCCAAAUAGCACAGGCAAAUUAUUUACCGCACCUAAAAAAACAGAAAACAGUUACACCAAAAAUUCAUACUGAAGUAAGUAAUCAUUUACGUAAAUUAUGGGGUCCUUUAGCUGGAUGGGCACAAGCUAUUGUAUUUUCUACAAAAAUCAAUAUGAAAUCUAAAUCAACUGGAACAUUGAAACGCAAAAAUAAUGGAAAUGAAAACGUAAUACAAACGAAAGUACUUAAACCGAUUUGAUCGUUGUAGAAUAUUCUCUAUUUCUCAUCUUAUCAACAGUAUAUAUAAUUUUAUCCAAAUAAUUUGUCAAAAAACGUGUACAUUAGCUUUUUAAUAAUAAAUUAAUAAAUUUUAUAUAUUACAAAAAUCGAUGAGCAACAUAACUGGAAAAGGAAUGUUUUUAAUACCCUUUGUAUCAUGAAAUAGAUCUCGGAAAGAGAUUUCAGAAUAAUUAGUUUAAAAAAUACUUUAAGGAAUUAUUUAUUUCAUUCAUACAUAGUAUAUUUUGUAUAUUGUUUAGUAGAAACGUAUUAACGCCUUUGUAAUCAUUACAGUUUUGAUAUAAAAUUGA